GAGAGGAGCAGAGGUCUGUAGAGGUAGAGGUGCCGGCUUCGGAGCUUUCAGACUUCUGCUGGAAGUCUCCAAGUCAAGGUGAUCUACAAAGAAAUACUGAGUGGAGACUAUACUGAGCUUCUAUUAAAGACCCACUUGAAUUCAGCCCCCACUAGAAGAAACUUUGGCCAGAGCAACCAACACAUCACCUGGAAGUCUUCAGACUAGAGUAUUGAAGAGCUCCCAAGUGCUUCCAGAAGCCAAUAAAGGAUCAUUUCAGUCUACUUCACGGCUAAGCAGUAACCCUUAAGUACCAUGGCCCAAAACCUGCAAGCAGAGUUGUCCUGUCCAGUUUGCCUGGAUUUUUUCUCCUGUCCCAUUUCUCUCUCUUGUACACACAUUUUCUGCUUUGAUUGCAUCCAGAAUUGGAUCCUAGAAAACCAUGAUUUUAGAGCGAUGUGCCCCUUGUGUCGAGAUGUGGUGAAGGCACCUCCUUUGGAAGAAUGGCAAGUGAGAGCCAUAGCACUUAUCGCCAAGCAGCAUGAUAACCGACUGGUGCAAACUCUGCACGUGAGGGAGGAGCUCCAGCAUUUUCGGGAAGAUGUGACCCUGGAUGCAGCCACUGCCAGCUCCCUCCUUGUCUUCUCCAGUGAUCUAAGAAGCGCUCAGCGUGGGAAGAUCCACCACGACCUGACAAAAGAUCCUAGGCUGACCUGUGUCCUGGGUACUCCCUGCUUCUCCUCCGGCCAACAUUACUGGGAGGUUACAGUGGGAGAGGUGAAGUCAUGGUCCCUGGGCGUCUGCAAGGAGUCGGCUGACAGAAACAGCAGUGAUUUAUCCCCUGAGCAUGGCUUCUGGAUCAUUAGCAUGGAGGCAGGAGCAAUCCAUGCUAACACCGACCUGGAGAGAAUUCCUGCAAGCCCUAGCCUUCGUCAUGUGGGAAUUUUCCUGGAUGUUGACUUUGAAGAAAUCCAGUUUUUCGAUGUUGACAAUAAUGCCCACAUCUAUACCCAUGAUUCUUUCUUCUCUUUGGAGCCUUUGCGUCCAUUCUUCUGUCUUGAGCUCUUGGGAGAAGGGGAGAGUGGCAACGUCCUGACCAUCUGCCCAUGAGAAAAUCAGCCCUUCUUAGAAGCUUUCUAAGAGGUGAAAGAGAAUUUUCGCCUGAGAAAGGUCAGCA
Messenger RNA from Mandrillus leucophaeus (drill), 1156 nucleotides. RefSeq names its product ret finger protein-like 4B (gene RFPL4B). Bases 295 to 1089 code for a protein of 264 amino acids. NCBI's taxonomy places the organism in Eukaryota, Metazoa, Chordata, Mammalia, Primates, Cercopithecidae. The transcript has 3 exons. Gene Ontology annotation, molecular function: protein binding. The record is from RefSeq and is a predicted model, not a curated record.